AUUUCAGCAUCUAAAUCCACUACAGGAUAUAAAUUCAGCAUAGUUCGAACACAUUAAACUAAAAAUCGUCAUUAGAAAACUCCAUCUUGGACAUUGAAGUUGAUAACACUAGGUACAUUACUGGAAGAGUGAGUUGAUCUACUUUGCGAUCGAAAAGUUUAAUUGCACACGAUGUGAACAGCUUCUCAGAAAACCACAUCAAACCUUAAUGACGCGAAGGAACUAUUAAUUUGACACAAAUCCUUUGAAAUUAGGAAAAAACCGCUGUGCAUCGGCCAUAUCUGUUAAAUUGUUGCGCUCUACUCUCACCGCAUAGUUACAUUUCAACUUGGAGAUACUCGCAUGAUUAUCUUGGUACUUCAAGAGGCAUUUACGUUCAUUUCUAUGAUUAUCAUAUGGUAUUGUAGUGUGCGCUUUCAAUUUCAUCAUGUCAAACUACUGAUUCAAAUGGAGGAUGUUCUGAUGGAACUCCGACGGCUUGGUAUAUGGAUUUAUUAUCCAAAAAAACAAAAGCAAAUGUACUGUCAAAUAGUACUCCGUUUGGUAAUAAUUGGAAUCAGUAUCACGGGACAAGCAGCGUCGACGCAUACUCGCUGGAGGCUGAUAGUUUAUUUAGGUGGCAUUGUAAGCUCCAUUAUGUUCCUAUUGGUUAGCAUAUAUAUUUCGGCAGUUAAGGAAUAUUAUGGAAUAUUAAAUAAAUAUUUGUCGCAACUGUCUAAUUUUAAAAAUGAACAAAUAGCGGAUACAUUAAAAUUGGAGAUUACAUCAUUUUUGAAAACUAAACUCGAGAUCCUGAAAAUAAUUGUCCCUCUACAUCACAGAUUAUACAUCAUUAUGAAUACUAUCAACCAUGUAUUCGGUGUGAUUUUUAUUGCAUUAUUUGGGGUAACAUUUAUAUUAGUUAUUGUGGAUGCGUACUAUUUAAUAACGUUAUUGGAUGAAACACAAAUGCAAGUAAUUGCAGUUUUGUGCAACUGCCUUCCUGGUCUUGUAGAUGCAAUUAUCAUCUGUUAUUUAUGUAACUCUAUGAUGGAUGAGAUCGAUCUGUCUGGAUUAUUAAUACAUCAGUUAUCGAUUGCAGAGAGUAAAGAUGUAAAGGAACAGAUUGAUGUACUUUCUCUACAGUUAACCCAGGAAAAAACAGAAAUAAAUGCGGCAGGACUAUUUCCCGUCAACUACGGCUUAAUUUUUUCAAUCAUUUGUGGUGUAAUCACAAACUUGGUGAUUUUAGUCCAAUUUUCAAAGUCAGUACAAUGGAAUAGUAAAAUAUAAACAAGGUGUUCAGAGAAGCUAAACGUUAUCGUCUAACGUCACGCUUUGUUAUUUUUUGUGUUAUUCCAUUACUUUUUACCGUGUCUCGUAGGAAACGACAGGAAAGAUAGAGAACCAUUAUUGAAGAAGCAAGCUGCAACGCCUUGUGACAUCUCCAUAGAUUUUAAACGUUCUGAGUCUACAUUGCUAUGUAAACAAUGUCGAUGUGGACGUUGUGGUUUGUUUGGUCCAGACGUUUGAAUUAAUGACGGGUCAUUAAUUACCUAAUCAAGUUUUUUGCGUGUAAACACGGAGCGAGUAUUACGUUUCUAGUUGUAUCCAAGUGGUUUGUUUUUCAAAGAUUAAUUCCUAGAAUUGUUAAAUGUAGGACAUUUUAUCGUUUAUUAUAUAUUUUGCUUUGUUAAGUUAUUUAAGUGACAGUUCUGUUUCAACUUAUUACUUUUGUUAAAAGGUUGAUGUAAUUUAUUAGCGAUAAUAAUCCAUUUUGAUGGGCCUAAAC
Molecule: messenger RNA, 1771 nt
Organism: Photinus pyralis (common eastern firefly)
Lineage: Eukaryota; Metazoa; Arthropoda; Insecta; Coleoptera; Lampyridae
Product: putative gustatory receptor 28b
Exons: 5
Coding region: 343-1272 (309 amino acids)
Biological process (GO): sensory perception of taste
Cellular component (GO): membrane; neuronal cell body; axon
Source: RefSeq, a predicted model, not a curated record